UCUGUUUCUCAGACUUCACUCUAAACCUUCUUUUCUCUUCACAACAUUAUUAAAUCUCUCCUCCAAAAACAUAAAAAAAAUACCAAAAAUGAGACCCAUCAGAAUUCUCAUCACCGCCACCGUUCCGGCAACAACAACCCCCACACUCCCAGCGCCACUCAUGAACACUCAACAACAACGCUCGCCGUGGCACUCCCCUGUUCCCUAUCUCUUCGGAGGCCUGGCAGCCAUGCUGGGCUUGAUUGCUUUUGCUUUAUUAAUACUAGCUUGCUCUUAUUGGAGGCUCUCCGGUCGGGUAGAAGAUCGUGAAGGCGGCGGCAGUGGCGGCGACGGUGAUCUUGAAAAUGGUAAUGAAAAAGAAAGUGACGCAAAUAAGACAGUGGUUAAUAAGGUUUAUGAAGAGAAGAUUUUGGUUAUAAUGGCCGGUGAACAUAACCCUACUUUCUUGGCUACUCCAGUUUCCGGUAAAGCAUGUGACAAAAAUUUCAAGAUUGAAAAAACAGGGGAAGAGAAAACAGAGAAUAUUGAAGAGAAAAUGAAAGAAUCAGAAUUGGAUAAUAAUCUUGAUCAAUCAACUGUAAUACCAGUGGAAGAAGACGCUGAAAUUGCAAACAGAGAGACUCGACAAGUUCAUGAGCAAAACUCUUAAACUGCUGCGUUUUUUUUGGUUUUGGCCUUAUUUUGGUUUUGUUCUAUUUUUGAGGGUUUGAGUUUUAUUUUCUGCGGUAUAAUGUAAUGUUCUUGCUGAGUUAAAUGAGAUGAUCAGCAUGAGAGAGUUUUUGAUUCCA
Messenger RNA from Mercurialis annua (annual mercury), 788 nucleotides. Its product is annotated as protein GLUTAMINE DUMPER 5-like. NCBI's taxonomy places the organism in Eukaryota, Viridiplantae, Streptophyta, Magnoliopsida, Malpighiales, Euphorbiaceae. The transcript has a single exon. Gene Ontology annotation, biological process: regulation of amino acid export. The record is from RefSeq and is a predicted model, not a curated record. The coding region runs from base 89 to 649 and encodes 186 amino acids.